AACGAUCGAGAAAAUUGUUGACUUGAAUCGCGCCGGUUUCACUUCCUGUUUCCUGAUGCUGUGGGUGCUGCGUAGCACGUGUGUGGGACGCGGUAAUUUCUUUUCUGGAUCUUGUUCAGCUUGAAAAGGAUCUGAAGCAACUCAGCCGUUAUCAUCGUAUCAGAAGUUAUUCUGAGAUCGCAUCUCGUCAGCAUGGCUAACGAUCAAGAAAAGGCCAACGUGGAAGAUUUAACGGACGAGGCGGCUGAUGAGGUUAAGAACGACGCCGAGCCGACCGUUGCCGAUGCCGCCGACAACGCAAACGGGGAAAGUGCGGAGCAACCGUCCUCGGCGCUCCUGGAGCAGAUCAAGUCGCAAAUAGAGUACUACUUCGGCAAUGUAAAUCUGCACAGGGACAAAUUCCUCAUUGAACAAACGAAGCUCGAGGAGGGCUGGGUGCCGAUGAGCAUCAUGUUGAACUUCAAGCUACUGGCCAAUCUCAGCAAGGACGUCGACGUGAUCCUCAAGGCUCUGGAGACCAGUGAUCUCAUGGAGAUAUCCGAGGACAGGAAAAAGAUACGGCGCUCGCCGAAGCAUCCCUUGCCAGAGUUCAACGAGGAGUACAGGAAGGCCCAGGAGGCCAGGACGGUUUACGUUAAAGGCUUCCAAGCAGCCGAGACGACUAUCGAGGAGCUCAAAGCAUUUUUUGACCCAUACAAACCGAUUGAAACGAUUGUAAUGAGGAAGUAUCAAGAUAAGGAUAAGACUUACAAGUUCAAAGGCUCUGUUUUCGUACAGUUUGAAACUUUGGACGGUGCCAAAGCCUUCAUGGAUAAGGAAUCCAUAAAGUAUGGAGAUGCAGAAUUAAUCAGAAAAUGGAGUGCAGAUUAUACCACAGAAAAGGCACAAGAAAAAGAAGAACGUAGGAAGAAGAAUAAAUCAAAGAAAUCAGAAACAGAAGAAAAAGAAACCGAGCACGAUCAAGCGUCUGUAGGUGCGAAUAACAAAUUGCCGAAGGGUUCGGUUAUUUUCUUCUCUGGUGUUUCCAAGACGUGCACGAGGGAAGACAUCAAAAAAUGUUUGGAAACGUACGACGUCGAUAUCGCGUAUAUCGACUUCCAGAGAGGGAACACAGAAGGAUGGAUACGCCUGCAGGGAGAAAAUGCCGCUAAAGUUCUACUGGACAAGACUCCGGAACACAAGCUGAAAAUUCACGACAACGAGGUCGCCUGCAGAGUUCUCGAGGGCGAGGAAGAGGACAAAUACUUAGCGAAAGUGUUGGAAGAGAUGACUGCUACAAAGAUCAAGUUCAGCAAGUCGAAGCGGGGCGGAGCCAAGAAGGGGCGCAACGCACGAGGUAAGAAGAGGACUGGCAGUCCCACUCACGAUGCACCCUCAGCCAAGAAAAUAACUACCGAAUGAAGUUACACUUGACUCGCGAGACGCGAACGAGAAGUACACAAUGUAUAUUACUUUUCUUUGUGUAUAGAGAGAGGAAAAAUGUUAAUAAUUAUGCGUAGCAUAAUCGAUCACGGAAA
Messenger RNA from Ooceraea biroi (clonal raider ant), 1517 nucleotides. RefSeq names its product La autoantigen-like (gene La). The record is from RefSeq and is a predicted model, not a curated record. Lineage: Eukaryota; Metazoa; Arthropoda; Insecta; Hymenoptera; Formicidae. Gene Ontology annotation, cellular component: nucleus; ribonucleoprotein complex; cytoplasmic stress granule. Gene Ontology annotation, biological process: positive regulation of translation; tRNA processing. Gene Ontology annotation, molecular function: mRNA binding.